CUAAAGAAAAGGAAAGCGUAGGGGGAGAGGAUAAAAGAGGGGCACAGAUGUGGCAACAAACUCGGAAGAACCCAACAAAAGAGAGAAAGGCAAAGAGAAGUCUAAGCUUGGCUUUUCUUUCUUGUUCUUUUUGGGUACCAAACACAACUAUACAAAGAGAGAGAGGAUCACGACCCCUCCACCCCACCCCACUCUACCACAAGGCCACCACAGCUUCACAUCUCAAGCAAAGUCUGUCUCUUACUUUCUCUCUUCUUCUUCUUCUCCUCCGGAUCCUCCUCUUCCUUUCUUCAUCCCUCCUGUAUUUUUUUUCUUCUUUUCCCUCCUCCUCCUCCUUAGAGUUAAACCAAGUUUCAAUCUCUUUUCAAGGGGAUACAGAAGAACAAUAUCAGUCUCCAGUUUGAUCAUCUUCUUGACUUCAAGAGCUUGGUCUGAUCUAGCUAGUACAGAUAGAGAGAUAAGAGAUGUGUGCCAAGAAAGAGGAGGAUCGAGGUGAGUGUUCUCAGAUUUACAACAUCCAAAGCUACCAAGAACAGCUAUUUCUUCGACAGCAACAACAGCAAUUCAGUAGCAGUGAUGGGUAUGGAGGAGGAGGAGGAGGAGGAGGAGGAGGAGGGUUAAUCUUCCCUGAUGUAGUCCCUCCAAUCAUCCCAUGGUCUCUACCUCCGGUUCACACGUUCAACCCGGUUUCUUUCUCCACUAACUCGGGCCGAGACCACGAUUCCUUCUUCGUUCCACCACCUACUCCACCAUCAUCAUCCUUGGGUGGUUUAUUCAACAGAAGAGCUUCUUCUGCUCUUCAUCAUCAGUUUGCUUAUGAAGGUCCAUCAUCUCAUGAUCAUCAUCAUCAUCUAAGGAUCUUAUCAGAAGCACAUGGUGGUCCUGUUGGUCUUCAUCACACUUCCUCUCAUCAAUUCGGGUUUCAAUCUGAGUUGGGUAAGAUGACACCACAGGAGAUCAUGGAUGCUAAAGCACUUGCAGCUUCUAAGAGCCAUAGUGAAGCUGAGAGAAGAAGAAGAGAGAGAAUCAACAAUCAUCUCGCUAAAUUACGCAGCUUGCUCCCCAACACCACUAAAACGGACAAGGCUUCAUUGCUAGCAGAAGUGAUCCAACAUGUGAAAGAACUGAAAAGGCAAACAUCCCAGAUAGCUGAAGCAAGUCCAGUCCCAACUGAGAUGGAUGAACUCACAGUGGAUGCAUCAGAUGAGGAGGAUGGAAAGUUGAUGAUCAAAGCUUCAUUGUGCUGUGAAGAUAGGUCUGAUCUCUUGCCAGACCUAAUCAAAACCUUGAAAGCUCUCCGGUUAAGAACUCUGAAAGCGGAGAUUACUACACUUGGUGGACGGGUAAAGAAUGUAUUGUUCAUUACAGGGGAAGAUGAUGAAACCAAUAAGAACAAUAAUGAGCAACAGCAGCAGCAGCAACAACAACAGUACUCCAUUAGCUCAAUUCAAGAAGCAUUGAAAGCAGUCAUGGAGAGAACAACAACGGGUGAUGAUUCUUCAUCAGGGAGUAUUAAGAGACAAAGAACCAAUGUCAAUAUUCUUGAACACAGGUCUCUCUAAUAACUUACUUACAACCCACUUCUCUUCUUCUUAUUUCCUUUUGUUUUUCUUCUUUUUUUAGUGUGUGUGUAUCUAUUUCCAUCACCAAAGAGAGAUGAGUCUUGGUUGGUGGAAUGGUGGUUCUCCGGGUUUGUUAGUUAAUGUGGCUUGGUUUGUAAAGAGAGAGAUAAAGGGUUUUUAUUGGGGGGGGGGGGGGGGUAACGAUUUGUUGUUACCAAGAAAAGGAAUGGGAUCUUUUUCGUGGGAAGAGAAACCUUAAGAUGAAAACCCAAGUAAGGAAAUUCCCGUGGGGGAGGGAAGAAUUGAUUGUUUGGGAUUUUGUUUGGUUCGUGUAAUGCAAAGUGCAAACAUGCAGUUUGGAGGUUUGUUUGGUAGUGAAGGGAUAAUAGAGUUUGAUGAUUAAAGAUGACGAUGGUCUUCUCGUCAUGCUCUGCUCUACUGGUCUACGUCCCCUUCUCCACUCCACAGUGCUCACUCAGACUCACCAACCAUUUUCACUCAAUGAUCAAACUUACACUCUCUCUCUCUCUCUCAUAUGAAGUCUGAUGUCUGAUGUAAGUAGAAGUCCUACUUAGAGGGCAAGGAAAUACACAGUGCAAGUCCCCAGGAAAAGUGUCUCUACUUUCAACUCCAAAACAUUGGAAAAAGGAAGGGAAUGUAAAUACUGUUUGGCUUCUAUUUAUUUUUUAUUUUUGGUUUGGUUUGGUUUGUGAGGUGUGACCUACCACGCUUUAUGUUUUAUUGAUCUUGUUAGAUGUUGGAUCAAUGGUUUUCUCUAUAGUUCCAAGAAAAAAAAAGGAAAACAAGGAACAUAUUUUCCUCUUUUCUCUU
This is a messenger RNA of Macadamia integrifolia, 2393 nucleotides long. RefSeq names its product transcription factor bHLH30-like. The transcript has 2 exons. Gene Ontology annotation, biological process: regulation of DNA-templated transcription. The coding region runs from base 465 to 1562 and encodes 365 amino acids. The record is from RefSeq and is a predicted model, not a curated record. Lineage: Eukaryota; Viridiplantae; Streptophyta; Magnoliopsida; Proteales; Proteaceae. Gene Ontology annotation, molecular function: protein dimerization activity; DNA-binding transcription factor activity.